CUUCAAAUGGAAAGGGAACUUGACAAGGUUAAUCUGUCUUCAGAUUACCAGAUGGUACUGGUCACAAAAGGAUUUAAAUUGUCCUGUCAGUAUGUGUUCCAUGUGGCAUGGAAAUUUGAAAAAAAACAACAGAUAUUGAAAGAUGCGGUGAAGACCUGUCUGGAAAAAUGCCUCCAACUAGAUGUAAAUUCCAUUUCUUUUCCUGCCCUUGGGACAGGACUCAUUGAGAUAGAGAAGAGUACAGCAGCCAUGAUAAUGGUAGAUGAAAUUUUAGCAUUUUUCAAGAUGCACAUGAAGAAAACCCUGACUGUUAGGAUUGUGAUCUUUCCAGUGGAUGUGGAGACAUACACGGCUUUUUGUGCUGAAAUGAUGAAGAGGUCCAAUGAGUUGAGUCUCAGCAGUAACAGUGGUGAGUAAGAAAUUAAGAGUCCUACAGGCAUUGUGGUACCUGGAUGGGGGCAGAACCAUCAGGAGUUCAGGUCAUACUCUAUUUAGAUA
This is a messenger RNA of Cricetulus griseus (Chinese hamster), 498 nucleotides long. Lineage: Eukaryota; Metazoa; Chordata; Mammalia; Rodentia; Cricetidae. The record is from RefSeq and is a predicted model, not a curated record.